GAAGGACAUCGGCUCGACGACAUCUUCAAGUAUGACAUGGCCACGUGCUCUGCUGAUGCUCCAUGUGUUUGCUGUAUAUGGGAGUGAUGCAGCGACGUAUGUUUUUGAUGAUUCAGCAGGUUUAGGGCGGACGUUUGACGGUAUCGGCGGGCUCAGUGCAGGAGCCUCCUCGAAACUACUGGUCAACUACCCCGACGAGCAGCGAAGUCAGAUUCUUGACUACCUUUUCAAGCCCAAAUUCGGAGCCAGUCUGAAGAUUCUGAAGGUGGAAAUUGGCGGAGACGUUCAGAGUACAGAUGGCACCGAGGCGUCCCACAUGCACAACAGCUGGGAUGAGAACUACCAGAGAGGGUACGAGUGGUGGCUCAUGGUGGAGGCCAAGAAGCGUAACCCGAACAUCAAGCUGUAUGGUCUACCGUGGGGGUUCCCAGGCUGGAUAGCAGCUGCGCCACAGGACCCGUAUGUAGAUCCACAACAGACGGCUACGUACAUCGUGAAGUGGGUCCAAGGUGCCAAGAUGCACUACAACCUUACCAUAGACAUAGUUGGCAUCUGGAAUGAACGCUACUACAACGCCACGUACGUCAAAUCUUUGAUCCAGACGCUGAGGAAGGUUUUGGAUGUCAACAAUCUAGGUCACGUGAGUGUCGCGGCGGCCGACGGCACCUGGGACAUCGCCGACGGCAUGCUAGAGGAUGCGGACCUGGCUGCUGCCGUUACCUACAUCGGGGCUCACUACCCGAGUACUGUGACAACUGACGCUGCCUUGAAGACAGGCAAACAGCUGUGGGCAUCUGAAGACUACAGCACCUUCAACGACAACAGCGGCGGCGGCUGCUGGGCCAGGAUCAUAAAUCAGAAUUACGUAAAUGGACACAUGACAAGCACGAUCGCGUGGAAUCUGAUCACCAGCUACUACGAGAACCUCCCCUAUCCCCGCAACGGCUUGAUGACUGCCACUGAGCCGUGGAGCGGCAACUACACCGUCGAGAGCCCAAUCUGGAUGUCAGCUCACACCACACAGUUCACCGAGAUAGGCUGGUUAUAUCUACGCCAUGGUAACGGUGUCGGCCAUUUGCAAUCCGGCGGAAGUUACGUCAGUCUUGUCAGCCCCGACAAGAAGGACCUCACCAUUGUCAUUGAAACCUUGACCCAGGAGCACUCGAAGUGCAACAAACCCCUGGACCCAUACAAUGUAUCGGCGGCACAGAUCACCAUCCAGCUUAAAGGAAGCUUCGUGAGCAUUACACAACUGCAGCCUUGGCACAGCAAGCCUGGGUUCGGAUCUGGAGACAGGGAUAUCUACUUCGAGAAACGUCAGCCACUUAAGGUUACCAAUGGUCAGGUGACGUUGAAUGUCGGUGUCGACGAAGUUUGGACGUUAACGACCGUGUCGACAGGAAACAAGGGCAGCUACCCUCCUCCACCACCAACGAAGACUUUCCCUCUACCCUAUCAAGAUGACUUCGAAGGUUACGCGGUUUCCAUGGAGCCUAAUAACUUUGCCCAACAACUGGGAUCUUUCGAGAUAGUGGCGGAGGGCAACAACAAGUUCAUUCGCCAGAUGGUUCUACAGGAGCCCCUGGCGUGGUGGCCGAACGCUGAACCGAAGCUCGGGAGAAGUUUCAGCGUCAUUGGUGAUCAUAGUUGGACCAAUAUCUCCAUCAAGGUAGAUGCCCGUAUCACCCCUGUCAAUGGCACGAGCGGUGUGUUCCUUGCAGCGAGGGCGGACAAGGCAGGAAUCGCGCUGUACGACACUGGCGGGGUCUUCUUCUACGUCUCCCCUGACAACAGCUCUUACAUCCUCUCAUCGGACCUCUCGAAGACGCAAGUUGUGUCGACAGGGCCCGUCCAAUGGCGCAAAGGUUGGAACACAAUUGAGCUUAGAAUCAUGGGUGAGAUGGUGUUCGGCUUCGUGGACGGCGUAGAGGUUGUGGCCACACGUGCUCCAACCGAGCCAACCAACGGGUUCGCCGGCCUGGGUACAAACAACUGGGGACUGGCCGACUUUGACAACCUCUAUAUAACAUGAUAAAAGACGUCACCAGCAGCAUGACAAAGUUGGUUUGUCCACUGUAAUC
This is a messenger RNA of Haliotis rufescens (red abalone), 2081 nucleotides long. RefSeq names its product galactocerebrosidase-like. The record is from RefSeq and is a predicted model, not a curated record. The transcript is spliced from 17 exons. Gene Ontology annotation, biological process: galactosylceramide catabolic process. NCBI's taxonomy places the organism in Eukaryota, Metazoa, Mollusca, Gastropoda, Lepetellida, Haliotidae. Gene Ontology annotation, molecular function: galactosylceramidase activity. Gene Ontology annotation, cellular component: lysosome. The coding region runs from base 32 to 2032 and encodes 666 amino acids.